AUGAAGUCCGUCCGCGCCGCGUUCCAGUCCUCCGGCAUCAUCCCCGACAUCCUCACCUCCAUCAACCCCAAGACCGAACUCCAGGUGCUCUACGGUAACAUCCCAGAGAACCUCGGCAACACCUUCACCGCUGCGCAAACCCUCCAAGAGCCCACAAUCUCCUCCCCCCCCGAACCCCUCCACCCCCCCUCCACAAAAUACACCUACAUCCAACUCGACCCCGACGCCCCGGGGCCCUCCCUGCCGCUCCUGCGCUCCUACCUCCACCACACAAUCUACAACCUCCAGCCCUCCUGCGUCUUCGCCCAGUCGCCCGUAACUCAAGCGCGCUACAUGCCGCUGACUCCGCUCUCCGUCGCCCCGCACCGCUACGUCUCGCUACUCUUCCGGCAGCCCCCCGGAGAGUACAAGCCGCCGGCGCUGAACCUCGUGGAAGACGUCGCCCGCGCGCCGUUCGAUCUGGCGGGGUACGUGCAGCAGGCGGGGCUGGUGCUGGUGGCCGGGAACUUUAUGAGGGAGGGGCUCGGGAGCAGUGUGUGUGCUUUGGUGCCGGGAUGUACGAGCUCUGGGGUGGGAUAUGUCGGGCCACAGAAUGGGACGGCGUUGAGGACGGAUUUGUUGAGUGGGAUUUUGAAUCUGUUGCCGGUGAAGGAGUAG
Colletotrichum aenigma is the source of this 657-nucleotide messenger RNA. RefSeq names its product 26 kDa secreted antigen (gene TES-26). The record is from RefSeq and is a predicted model, not a curated record. The transcript is spliced from 3 exons. NCBI's taxonomy places the organism in Eukaryota, Fungi, Ascomycota, Sordariomycetes, Glomerellales, Glomerellaceae. The coding region runs from base 1 to 657 and encodes 218 amino acids.